This is a messenger RNA of Elgaria multicarinata webbii, 6996 nucleotides long. It is a transcript of the gene UBXN7, whose product is annotated as UBX domain protein 7. The transcript is spliced from 11 exons. The record is from RefSeq and is a predicted model, not a curated record. Gene Ontology annotation, cellular component: nucleus. Gene Ontology annotation, biological process: proteasome-mediated ubiquitin-dependent protein catabolic process. Bases 138 to 1613 code for a protein of 491 amino acids. NCBI's taxonomy places the organism in Eukaryota, Metazoa, Chordata, Lepidosauria, Squamata, Anguidae. Gene Ontology annotation, molecular function: ubiquitin binding.
CUCUCACGUCGAGCUCUCAAUAAAGCUUGAUAUUGAAACUGGAAGCGAGCAGAGGGAAUUGGGGCGCGGUGGCCCUGCGCCUGCGCACUGGGACCGACAGGUGGCGGGUGUUGUUGUUCGGUGAUAGAGGCGGCAAGAUGGCGGCGCCCGGGGGCUCCGCUGCCGCCGCCGCCUCCUCAGCGUUGAAGGGGUUAAUCCAGCAAUUCAUCGCCAUCACGGGAGCCAGUGAAAGUGUAGGCAAGCAUAUGCUUGAAGCAUGCAACAGUAAUCUGGAAAUGGCCGUCACUAUGUUCCUCGAUGGUGGAGGGAUAGCUGAAGAACCCAGCACUAGUUCUGCAAGUGUAUCAAACCUCCGACCUCCUACAGAAGAGGAAGUAAGAGCACCUAUUCCUCAAAAGCAAGAAAUUCUGGUAGAACCUGAGCCCUUAUUUGGUGCUCCAAAAAGACGCAGACCCGCUCGUUCAAUAUUUGAUGGUUUUCGGGAUUUCCAAACAGAAACUAUUCGGCAGGAGCAAGAAUUGAGGAAUGGAGGAGCAAUAGAUAAGAAACUCACCACCCUUGCAGAUCUUUUCAGGCCUCCAAUUGAUCUGAUGCAUAAAGGAAGUUUUGAAACAGCUAAGGAGUGUGGUCAGAUGCAGAACAAGUGGCUUAUGAUUAACAUACAGAAUGUGCAGGAUUUUGCUUGUCAAUGUCUCAAUCGUGAUGUUUGGAGCAAUGAAGCUGUGAAAAACAUUAUCCGGGAACACUUCAUUUUCUGGCAGGUGUACCAUGACAGUGAGGAAGGACAAAGAUACAUACAGUUCUACAAACUAGCAGACUUCCCUUAUGUUUCUAUCCUGGACCCUAGGACAGGGCAGAAGCUAGUGGAGUGGCACCAGUUAGAUGUAACUUCUUUUUUGGACCAAGUGACCGGGUUCCUAGGUGAGCAUGGACAAUUGGAUGGACAUUCCACCAGCCCUCCCCAGAAACGCACUCGCUCUGAGAGUCUCAUUGACGCGAGUGAAGAUAGCCAGUUGGAAGCUGCCAUCAGAGCAUCUCUACAGGAGACACAUUUUGACUCUGACCAAGUCAAGCUGGAAAGCAGAUCAGAUGAAGAAUCUGAAUCAGAGCUUUUCUCUGGAAGUGAGGAGUUUAUUUCCGUUUGUGGUUCUGAUGAUGAUGAGCCAGACAAUCCUGCCAAGUCUAGGAAGUCUCCACACAAGGACUUGGGGUGUAGGAAAGAGGAAGGCAGAAGACCCCAGCCUGAGCUCACAGCAAGGACUGAACCUGAGAUGGUAACAAACCAUCGAGGACUGUCUUGCAUGGAUUCUGGGGUGUUAGAAGAGACUGGGGCUAAGCCAGAAGCUGCAGUGAAGGAGCUGAAUGUGAACGGACCAAAGGCACAGCUAAUGCUAAGGUAUCCAGAUGGGAAGAGGGAACAAAUUUCACUGCCUGAACAAGCUAAACUUCUGGCUCUCAUCAAACACGUACAGUCGAAAGGAUACCCCAAUGAACGUUUUGAACUCCUCACCAACUUUCCCCGGAGGAAACUUUCCCAUCUGGACUAUGACAUCACAUUACAGGAGGCUGGUCUUUGUCCUCAAGAGACUGUCUUUGUGCAAGAAAGGAAUUAGUUCUCCCAGCCUUCCCUCAUGUCAUUUUUGCCUACAAUACUAACUCACCAAGUAUGCAUUUGGCUCCAUGAGAUCACAGAGCUGAAAUCAGACAACUAUUUGUUGACUUCUCUCUCUCCCUCUUUAUGCUACUCUUGGCAAGUGAACCAUGUGAAAACAGUGGGGAAAGUUUAUUUGGCUUUGAUGCUGAAGGAGGGCAUGCCUGCUUCAAUGUUUCAUUGCUGGCCUUGUCUGUAUGUCCAGCAUGCUGGGGACACUGAACAGCCAGAGGAAGAAAUAUUUUCCCCUCUCCUUAGAAAAAAAUCUAUUUUCUUUAAUAUAUUUUAUUUUUCAAGAGAUCAUGUGAACAGUCAUGAAAAAUUUCUGGAGGCAACCAUUUGAGCAGGUGCUAGCUGCAUGGAGUCAGUACUGUGUUUCCACCACUUACGUGCAGGAUUUGGUUUUCAACAAGCAUGGCUGAUUCCAGAAAUGCCAAUAUGUGCUGAUAGUUGAAUCCUGUAUGCAGUGGGAGCUGCACACUACUAGGUUGCUAUGGUUUGAGAGUCAUUACACCAAGUUUUUCAGGCAGGCAGCUCAUGCCUAGAUGAUUGUGUGAAGAGGCCCCAUAACUCUUGCCCACAUGUGAAGAAAAUAUAAACAGAGCUGUGGAUCUAUUGCCCUUGUAGCUCUUUGAGAGACAUAGCAAACACAGUUCCAGGAAGGGUAAAGAAUGUGCAGCAUUAGAACAGCUUUCUGAGUUGAUUUGUAUGUAUUCUUUUUGUUACAGAUAGGAUGAGGUACUUUAAAGGAAGAUGGUAUAGCCUGUAGAUCUAGUAUCACCUAACCAUUGUCCUCUAAUCUUCCAUGCUUGGUCUAGAACUGCAUGGCUUUCCCUCUUCACAAUUAAAACUGUGGGAGGGAGAUUGAAUUCUCAUUUUCUAUCGGGAUUUUACCAGCAGUGGAAUAUGGCAAGAUGCUGACUAUGAAUGUAAAACUUAUUAAAUCUCUUCUGUCAUAACUUAAAGCUGUUUUGAUUCACCAUGUGGAAUUUGGUCACAUUGGGCUUUAAUGCAGUUGUGGGUCCUAAGCAAAACCAUUCUCUUGUGCUUUUUUGUUAAUUUUGAAAUCUUUUCGCUAAUUAACACACUAACAAUAAACAAAGUAAAAUGGCUUUGGGCUGUUACAUCAAUUUGAACAGCUCAAAUUUAGAAAUGGCUGCUUGCCAUGAUUUCUUCUAAUUGUCCACAAAAAGUAUAGGUAUACAUCAGUCUUGAAUUAUGGAAAGUGUGAUAUGGGUCAUUUGGGUUUGGUAACUUUUUUCAUUGUGUUUGGGGUUAAAUCUCAGUAGGACGGAUUAUAUUGUCAUCACAUUUGGUUUGUCCACAUGUGAGCGUCUAAAGACAAUUCUUGAGGAUUAAAAUGCUUAUAUUGCAUUGUAGAUUGGGAACAUGUAACCCCUUCUCUUCCUUUACAGUUGCUAUUAUCAAUUUUAAGGUGACUUGUUAUAACUGAGAGGUUAUACUGUUUAAUUGUAUUGGUGGGUGUUUGAGCACACAAGCCGCAAUUGAAUUUACGUUAAAAACAACAACAACCAUAUAGUUGAUAGUGUGUGCAUUCAAGAUUAGAACAUGUUGUUGGGGGAAACUAGUGUGUUGAAUAAGAAAUCUAGCUUUUGAUAUCAAUAUCAAGGCCCUGGAUCUUCUUCCUUCAAAACCUAUGCCAGCAAACAUUUUGUAUAUAGCCAAAGAGCUUACUUAAGGAUGAAGUUCAACAUCAUUUAAAACUAAAUGAGAAGUCUGCAGUCAAAUAAUUGGCUGGUAAGUUAUUAAUAUUUGAAGUUGAGCCCCACUCACCCCUCUUAGCCUCAGUUUCCUUUUACCUUAUCCACUAUUCUCAAGCUUCCUUCUUGUUCAUUUACUUUUUCUUUAAAUUCCUGUUCAUUGGUCCAUCAUUUACUCUGUACUCUUCCUUCUGCCUUUUAAUAGGCUAUUUGACCCCUUACCUUCUUAUCUCCAGGGAUCUCUUUCUGGUCCUCAGUCUGUUCCACAAAGCUACUCCUGUCCAUAGGACUUGUGCUACAAACUGACAACUUUUUCCCUCCCUUACAUUCACCAAAUGGACUGCAGGCAUUUUGAGAAUUUUGUUUCUUGAGUGCUUGGAAUGUUUGUGAACAUUCCAUGCUAUUACAUUAGCUCAGCUGACUGGUGCCAGAGCUUUCAUUAUCAAAGCACUAUACAAUAUAGUUUGCAUUUUCUGUCAUUGUUAUGUUAAGGCCCUAAAAAAAAUCUUGAGGAUUACGUAAUGUAAUUCCUUAAGGUUAUUUCCUUGGCUCUCCACCUGUGAAACUGCCUAAAUUAUGAAUGUCUUUAGUCUUCCUGACCUGCAUUGCUUUUGCCAGCAUUUUUUCAGCUUCUCUCUGUUGAUACAAAUGGUCUUGAAGAUCAUAUUUUAAGAUUCCUGUUACUUUGGAGAGGAGAUGCUGCUUGCACACUAGUACUGUACUCUAGCUGGAUUGCCAAAUGCAGUUAUGCAAACAACAGAAUUCAUUUAUCAAGAGCUGCCUGCAGAAUGAACAAUUACUUUGGCUGUGAGGAAUAGCAACUACAACACACAUAACCAUUUUUGCAGUAUCUUUGUUAAGUGUUAAUUCCCCCCCCCUCAGAGUCUCUGAGCUCUAAUAGUAUCAAUUUUCUUUGUCCUGUAAUUUACACCAAUUUAUUUCUCCCCAGCUAAUCUAUGUAACCACUAGUUAGUAUAAGGUUAUUGGUGCUUAAUGCCCAACAUUAUUGCAUUUAUUUUAUUUUAUUUAAAUGUUGUGUUCCACCCUUCCACAUAACAUCCAAGGCUGUUUACAAGAAAAAGAUAAAAUACUAAUAAAACAAAAAUAACUUCAAAAAUUUCAUUAAUAUAGUAAUAGGCCUCAGAAAACAAAAACAUAUUUGCCUGGCACAAAAAAGAUAACAGUGCUGGUACUAGGUGAACCUCUCUGUGGAGGGAAUUCUACAAAAUGGGGAGACACCACUGAGAAGGCACUUUGACGGGUCACCACCCACCUUACCACAUCCUAAGUAAUCAUGUGCAUGUGUGACUGUCCCUUUAAAUCAGCUGUACUAGUAGAUUGGCUCUUUCCUCGGAAUUCUUGCAUUCAAAAUAAUGGGUUGUAGCCAAUGGUGGCUUUGCCUUAACAGAAAUACUUUCACUCAGGCAAGUUAGGGCAUUAAAUUUUAGAUUUUUCUUGAUGAUCCCUGCUCCUUCCCCACAGAAAGCUGCUCCUGAUAGCUGCUCAAUUUCCAGAACAGAAUGGAAUAUGGUGCAGACGGCUGCAGAAAUUAGGAGUCUGGACUUGAGCGAUCUGAAAUGCUUUCUGAUAAGGCAAAGCCACCUUUGGAUACAACUCACUGCAUUGGAUCCAGAAUUGUCCCUCUGCAAAUGAGGGUCUAGUAAAGGCUUCCCACUGGACAAAGGUCCUGGGGCAAUGAUUUUCUCAGAUUCCUUGCGUAGCCCCCAGUGCCACUUCCCAUGCUGUUCUGGAGGGUUCUCCAGUGCUGUAGAACAGUGUGGGAGAGGUGCUGGGGAAGACAGAGGGAAUGGGGAAUUAAAGAAAAUCACCAUCAGAACCCCUUUCUUCAGUGCCAGUAGAACACUGCUGAAUACAUGUCUGGAUCCAAUCUACAGUGUUGAGAAAAUGCUUUGAAAUGGGCCAGGUAAGUGCCUCUUUGAUAAGUCAAUGUUCAAAUGGCUGUUUCAAGGAUUAACAACAUGAAUAUUUGGCAAUUUGCUUCAUAUACAGGAUCUUCCAAGGUACACAAAUGUCUUGUAUGGUUUCUGAACACUCAAUACUGCUGAAUGGAUUAUAAAAUCUAGAGACUAGGCAGGAAGCAAUAUAAUUUGGUUCGUUAUGCUUCUUCCCCAUAUCAUAAUCUGUAAACAGACUGGGAAUUGUGGAGGGGGGUGGUUCAAACACGGAACAGAAAUCCUCUGAUUUUAUCUUCUUAGGCGCUAUUUAGGCAAUUUAUGGCCCAAUCCCAUGCAUAUUCAGACAGGAAAAAUCCUACGACAGCCAGCAUGGCUAUCUGGAGGGAUGCUGGGAGUUGUAGGACUUUUUUUCCUGUCUAAACAUGCAUAAGAUUGUGUCCUGAGUCACUUUUUCAAAUGGGUGAUAGAUCUUCUCUUCCUCUGUCCUAAUUUGACAGUUCUGAUAAAUUGGUUUUGAGUCAUCUACCUAAGCCCGCGUCCCUUCUCUCAUUUUUUUUAAUCCUAUCUUUCGAAUAGUUCUCUAGAUUAAUAGAAAACUCUGUGAUGUAGGAUGAUUCUUAAACUCAGUGUAUGGUAGGUGGGUGGGGAGUCUUGAUGCCUCUACUCCUGUAAAAAGUGGCUUGAGAGCAGAAAAGCAGCAUAUAAAUCUUAACUAUAAACAAAAAGACUACUAAUUUGACACUUUAAAUCCUGCUGUCCUUAAUAGCAUAUUUUUAUAGGUUUUCUGUUUCAGCAUUUAUUUUUCAAGAAAGAAUAUGGACACAAAUGACUGGAAAUGUGUUGUGCAUUCAUGCCUGGCUUUGGAUUGCCUUCAGGUGCCUGCAGACUUAACAAAGUCAUCCAUUUUAGCUAGAAUAGCUUUCCCUAUGCUGCUGUUUCUGAAGAGGUAGCCUUAGCAAGAUUUUUGUCCAGUAAGGCAUAUUGGGGGUCCUAGUUUCUUUUUCCAGAUCUUUCAGUUUUGCCUGAGGCUUAUAAGUGGAACACAAAAGGCUGUGCAGGGAACUUCUAAGAGCUGAUCCCACCAACUGGCACCAACUGGGAAGACAUUCCUGAAAUUUGGAUUUUAGGGUGUAGGCUCUACUGCAAACACAAGUAAACUAGAAUUGUGAAGCUAGCUUUUUAGUGCAUGAGUAGCAUCCCAAAUGCUCAAAACUGUAGAGAUGACCUUGAAAACAAAAUCCUACUUCCAAGUGUCUAGCAUAGCUACAGAAAUAAUAUUGAAAGGAAAUUCCAGAAUAAAUUCUGAAAUCAAAAAUAGAAAGAAAGAUUAUAAGUAUGGGGGAGUUAAGGUGUUACAUUAAAAACAAUUUGAACUGGGUUUGGAUACUGUUAUAAUCAAGAUGAUGGUACCCUUCAAGACACUAAGUUGACUUUUUAAUGUUGGAUUGUUGUCUUUAAAGCUUUAUAGGUUGAGCUGUAUAAAACUGAUCUGCUACAUUUUCAGUAGAAGCUGUUUCCUUUGUAAUGUGAUGAGGUAAUUGUAAGAUGGGUGGGGGAAGAGAAGAUUUCAGCUUUCUGUGAUGGGAAGGACCAAACUCAAGGCAACCUUUGAUCUAUAUAUACAACUGCUGCAUUUUUAUAAAUAUGUGUAAAUGCCCUUCCUACUGUAAUAUUUUGAUCCUGAAAAUAAAGCAGACCUUUUCACUAA